Molecule: messenger RNA, 2160 nt
Organism: Closterium sp. Yama58-4
Lineage: Eukaryota; Viridiplantae; Streptophyta; Zygnematophyceae; Desmidiales; Closteriaceae
Source: the annotation of a GenBank genome assembly
AUGGGUCGAAAGAAGAACCAGAAGGGCCGUCAACAGACCACCGCUGCUCCAGCAGCAGCGGCUCCUAGCCCAACCGUCAACUCCACAGCUCCCCCCGCGCCUUCCGCUAGCGAUCCUCCGGCCAAGACCACCUCAGCGGAUCCGCCAUCCGCACUCCCAGCCGCAGGCGCGCCGUCCGCGGAAGGUCUCCCGUCGAUCAACGUGACCUCCCCUUUCCGCGCCACGGCGAGUCGCGAUUCCAGCGACUCUCACGACGCCGACGUCUUCGUCGAACCGCCGGAGCACUUCAGCGACGGCUCGCGAACUCCGCACGAUGGUAACCGCACUCCCACUUUCGAGGACGCUUCCAGCAAAUUCCCGCUCGAGUCGCCAAUGGCGAACGGUAGUAGCAGCGGCGCCGGGGGCGGCGGAGGCGGCGGGUUCGGCGCGCAGGUGGAGGCGGAGAAGUUGCGGAAGCAGCUGGAGGAGAUGGCGCAGCGGUGCCGGGAGUUGGAGGAGGGGAAGCGCGGAUCGGAGGUUGCGCGGAAGAGCGUUCAGCAGGCGAAGAACGCGCUAGAAAAGGAUCUGGCGGCGGCCGCGGAGAAGACGUCGAAGGCGGAAGAGGCGGCGGCUGCGGGGAAGGCGGAACGCGCGCGCCUGGAUGGGCUGGUGACCGCGGCGGAGGGGGAGAUCGCGCGGCUGAAGGGGGAAUUGGCGGGGAAAGAAGCGGAGGCGGGGAAGGUCCGGAGAGAGAUGGAUCUGGCGAAGAAAGAGGUAGAGGCGUUGAGAGGCGAGAUGAAUGAGAAGGCGAGGGCUCAUGAGGAGACGGUGCGGGCGCUGAAGCAAGAGACGGAGGCUCUCGUGGCAGCGCGAGACGCGGCGAUCAAGGAGAGCGCGGAAGCCCAGGCGAAAUCCGCCGACCUGUUGAAGGCUUCAGCUGAGGCCGCGGGCAGAGUGGAUGAGCUUUCCCGCUCCUUGCAGGCGUUGGAGCAGGACAAGCAAAGCUGGGCGGCAGACCGAGAGAACUGGGCGGCAGAGAAGAGCAGCUGGGCGGAGGAACGGGCGAACUGGGCGGCAGAGAAGGGCAGCUGGGCGGCAGAGCGGGAGACGUGGGCGGCAGAGAAGGCGGCAAAGGAGAAGGAGAGCGGUGAGCGGGAUGAGGGGAGGAGAGAGCUGGAGCAACGCGUGCAGGCACUCGGUGCUCAGCUGGCAGCGGCUGAAGCGGCGAGAAUGGAGGCUGAAACAGCGAGAGGAGUGGCUGAGGCGGCAAAAGCAGAGGCGGAAGCAGCGAGAGCAGCGGCUGAGGCGGCAAGGGCUGAUGCAGAGAAGUCGCUGGCGGGAAAGAAGGGCGAGUCAGACCAGGCCACCAGGGUGGCAGCCAAGGCAGCGGCCCACCUAGCGGAGCUCCAGCAGAGCCUCACGCAGACGCAGGUGGAGCUGGUGCAGGCGCACUCCGCGCUACAAGACAAGGACGCCCAGUUGAAGGCCAAAGACGAGCAGGUCGCAGCUAUGACGGAGCAGAUAAAGGCACUGGAGCAGCGGGUGAAAGCAGCAGAAGAAGAGAUCAAAGCAAGUGCGGAGGAGGCGAGGAGGAAGGAGGAGGAGGCGAGGGAGGCGAGGCGAGAGGUUGAGGCAGUGAAGGGGGAGCUGGGGGCGUUGCAGGGGGAGUUGAAGGCAGCAGCGCGGGAGCUUGCCCAGGCGAAGCAGGAGGCGGGUGCGGGUGGGGAGAGUGCGGGUGGGGAGAGUGUGGGGAGCCGGGUGGGGGAGCUGGAGGCGCGCGUGGAGGCUCUGCUGGGGGAGGUGGCAUCUGCGGUGCAGGCAAGGGAGGAGGUGGAGGGGAAGCUGGCGAGUGGCAGCCGGGAGAAUGCCAGGCUGGCAGAGCUGGCAGCAACCAAGGAAGCAGAGGCCAAAACCAUGUUUCUCCAGCUGGGGCAGGUGCAGCGGGAUAACGCCUCCCUCAGUAGCGACCUGGCGGCGGCUACAGACAAGAUCCAGGAGCUAGUGGCCAAGAAUCGCCGCAUGGAUAAGGACGUGGUAACCGCCGCGGCCGAGGCGGCGUUACGCGAGCAGGCGGAGGGAGCAGGAAGGGGGUGGAGUUCGCUUGCGGUGGUGACGGUGGGUGUUGGGGCUGCGGCUGUGGGGGGGCUUGCUGUCCUGCGACUCAUGGGGCCCCGUGCAUGA